This is a messenger RNA of Lactuca saligna, 597 nucleotides long. Lineage: Eukaryota; Viridiplantae; Streptophyta; Magnoliopsida; Asterales; Asteraceae. The record is from the annotation of a GenBank genome assembly.
AUGUUAGAUACGGGUAUUGCAAAUGAGAAGGACAUGGGCAUCAAUUUGUUAACUGAAGAUGUUAAUGAAUCUGGCAUUAAUGAGGAUGGUGUUGAGAAAUCUGAAAGGAACUCUCAAGGGGAUUCAUGGUGGGAAACAUGGUGGGAAAGUUACGAUGCGAAAGGGUCGACCGAAAAAGGAGCAAAUAAGUAUGGUAGACUAAAUGAGCAGUCAUGGUGGGAAAAGUGGGGAGAGCAUUAUGAUGGAAGGGGAUCCGUUCUAAAAUGGACAGACAAAUGGGCUGAGACUAAAAUUGGGACGAAAUGGGGAGACAAAUGGGAGGAGAAGUUUUUUGGUGGUGUUGGAUCUCGUCAAGGAGAGACAUGGCAUGUCACACCUGCUGGUGAACGAUGGUCAAGGACAUGGGGUGAAGAACACUUUGGGAACAAGGCGGAACCUUACUAUGGAUGGGCUGAUGUAGUUGGUGACUCGACUCAAUUGCUAUCCAUACAACCUCAAGAGAAAUCGCUAGGUGGCUAUCCCUAUCCUGACUUCAGAUCCUUUCCACCGCCACCUCAAGGCAGAGAUCCGCCAUCGAUGCCGCCAAGAAAUCAAUGA